AUGACUUCUCUCCCUGAAUUUAAGAGUGGCGGCGGUGCCUUGCAGGACGAUGACGCGCAGCUGGCAGCUCUAGGCCACAAGCCGGAGUUGAAGCGACAAUACUCGAUGUGGUCGAUGCUGGGGUUGGCCUUUGCAGUACUCAAUUCAUGGACUGCUCUUGCUGCGAGCCUGUCGAUCAGUAUCACUUCUGGUGGGAGUACAAGUGUGAUCUGGGGUCUGGUCACCGCUGGAUUGUGUAACCUGUGCAUCGCUUCCUCGCUGGCCGAGUUCCUUUCUGCCUAUCCCACCGCCGGUGGUCAAUAUCAUUGGGUCGCUGUCAUUGCUUGGCCAAAAUGGGUCCCUCUACUCUCGUGGAUCACCGGCUGGAUCAACGUGGCAGGCUGGGUGGCGCUGGUGGCAACCAAUUCACUUCUUUCAAGCCAACUUAUUGUCGGGUGUAUCUCGGCUAUGCAUCCGGGCUAUGUGGCUGAAAGAUGGCAUCAGUUCCUCAUUUAUGUCGGAUUGACGCUGGGAUCUUUCGUCAUCAAUGCUUUUGGAAACUCGAUUCUACCAUUGAUUUAUCGCGGUGCCUUCACCUGGUCAAUUGGAGGAUUUGCUCUCGUAUCGAUCACGGUGCUGGCAUGCGCCUCGCCCGACUUUAAUUCUGCCUAUUUUGUGUUCUGCAAUUUCGUCAACACGACUGGAUGGCCGGAUGGAGUGGCAUGGCUGCUGGGCUUACUCCAGGGAGGACUUGGCGUGACGGCUUUUGACGCGGUGGUUCAUAUGAUCGAAGAGGUACCUAAUCCUUCCAUCGAGGGCCCAAAGAUUAUGGUCUCAUGCGUGGGUAUUGGCACCUUCACCGGGUCCAUCUUUUUGAUCGUUCUGCUGUUCGUGGCAGGGAACAUGGACCAAGUCACUACCUCUGCAGCGGGCCCUCUUUUGCAGAUUCUCAUGGAUGCAACCAAGAAUACCGCCGGUGCAAUCUGUCUGCUGAUGUUACCCCUCGUCUGCUUGAUCAUGGCAAUUCUGAGUGUGAUGACGACAAGCAGUCGGAUGAUAUUCGCGUUCGCGCGCGAUGGCGGCCUUCCUGCUUCCCGAUUCUUCGCCAAAGUCCACCCCACGCUUCAGCUGCCGUUGAACGCUCUGAUACUGACGGUCGUCGUGGUGAUCAUCUUUGGAUGCAUCUUCCUGGGCUCUUCCAGUGCCUUCAAUGCCAUCAUUUCGGCCGCUGUCGUCUCUCUGGACCUGUCCUACGCCAUGCCCAUCCUCGUCAAUUGCCUCCAGGGUCGUCGCGCUUUGCCCGAGAGAAAGUGGAAGAUUCCCAACACCAUUGGCUGGGUGAUCGAUAUGGUGUCUCUCGCAUAUAUUGCCCUGACGACCGUCCUAUUCGUUUUCCCGCCCUCGAGUACCGUGACCGGUAGCAGCAUGAAUUAUGCCGUCGCUGCGUUUGCCGUGAUUCUUAUCAUCUCGGUCUUUCAGUGGUUUGUCGAUGGGCGCAAGAACUUUACGGGUCCUCGUGUGGAUGUGACUCUGGAUGCCGUGGACACGACUCUGGACCCGGAGACAGACGCGGUCAAUCAUCCCAAGUCUGCGCAUGCGUAG
This is a messenger RNA of Penicillium oxalicum, 1581 nucleotides long. RefSeq lists its product as uncharacterized. The coding region runs from base 1 to 1581 and encodes 526 amino acids. The record is from RefSeq and is a predicted model, not a curated record. Gene Ontology annotation, cellular component: membrane. Gene Ontology annotation, molecular function: transmembrane transporter activity. Gene Ontology annotation, biological process: transmembrane transport. Lineage: Eukaryota; Fungi; Ascomycota; Eurotiomycetes; Eurotiales; Aspergillaceae. The transcript is spliced from 18 exons.